Molecule: messenger RNA, 1765 nt
Organism: Limulus polyphemus (Atlantic horseshoe crab)
Lineage: Eukaryota; Metazoa; Arthropoda; Merostomata; Xiphosura; Limulidae
Product: RNA polymerase II elongation factor Ell-like
Exons: 10
Coding region: 20-1765 (581 amino acids)
Biological process (GO): snRNA transcription by RNA polymerase II; transcription elongation by RNA polymerase II; positive regulation of transcription elongation by RNA polymerase II
Cellular component (GO): transcription elongation factor complex
Molecular function (GO): cis-regulatory region sequence-specific DNA binding
Source: RefSeq, a predicted model, not a curated record
AUAGUAGAGUAAAACUGAAAUGGCGGCGUUAAUAGAAGGGCAGCAAUAUGGUCUUUCUUCACAGGGAAACAUAUUUAAUAACAAAUCCUUAAUAUUUGUAAAAUUGACUGAUUCGGCACUGAGAAGUAUUGAGGAUUAUUUGAAAUCCAGGGACCAUACACCAAACCAACCAACCAUUCAAUUUGAAGAUAAUAAGGGGGUAAUUCGGUUACCAGGAGGCUGUAACACUGAACAAAUUUUUGGCUUCACUUUGGCCAACAUUGAAGCUGACAGUCCGCAAGGCAGUUUUGAAUGUUUGCAACAGAAAGGGUCAAGGCUGCUCGAUUCAUUAGGUUCCAUGACGUACAAGAUGCAUAUCUGUGCUAAUGAGGAUAGUUACCAAAACACACGAGUUAAAAUGACAGUUGCAGAACAAGAGAACAAGAAAAAUUGCACAAAGAUUAUCAAGGAAUCAGGACCAUAUGUAGGAAGAAAGGUGAAAAUGAAAACGUCAGUUGCAUCUAUUCCUCUACCAAAACCUUCCAGCCUUCUUUCAUAUUCUGCCUUAUCAACUUCAAAGCCUGCACCUAAACCUUUGUCUGUGUCAGGUAGUUCACGUCUAAGUCAGGCUGGAAGUUCUCAUGCUAAGGCAACAGUUUACCAAAAGUCCCUUAAUCCGGACAUUUUAAAAAGAACUUAUAGAGAACGUGUAAUUCAUCUGCUUGCACUCAGGCCAUACAAGAAACCAGAACUCCUUGCAAGGUUAAUGAGAGAUGGGAUUAAAGAGAAAGACAAGAAGGGUCUCAGUGCAAUAUUGAGCCAGGUAGCAGUUCUUAGAGAUAAUACUUUUCACCUCGCUCGUCAUGUUUGGAAUGAUGUUUGUGAUGACUGGCCAUUUUAUGGUGCUGAAGAACUGAAGCAGAUGAAGAGACAAAAACCACAAAAUCUAACACCACCUAGUGAAAGUGAAAAUCGUUCCCCUUACGUUCCUCAGGAAUAUGUCUCCACUGUAUCACAGAAGCGUGUGUCAACCAACACUGAACCUCAUCAAACAAAGAAGCAGAGAAUAUCUCACUAUAAUAAGUCUAACCAGCUGGGAAUGAAUUCCCAUGGAUCAAUCCCCUUGGGUUCCAGAUCAAAUUUAGUAAAUCAAGAAUGUUGCAAAACUGAUGUAACUAGGUCUGAUAAUCAUCAAAGGUUAAGUCAUUCCAAUGCAGACAGUUUCAUGGAAAAUAUUGGAUGGCCUGAUGGCAACUCUAGACCCAGAUGCACAAGUGGUGAGAACUUAAGAGUUGACCCGACAUCAAUUAAUGUCAGUAAGUCAGACAUUCAAUUAGGGCUGAAGGGAAAAGAUAAUCAGACAGGCACAACAAUGGACAAGUAUCCUGUGUUUCACAGCCGAAAGCGUAUUAUGCCUUGCAAUGAUAGAUCUUCCGUGUCUUACAUUGAAAAAAUUGAACUUAAUACUCACUCUCAAAAUCAUUCCACAAGUGAAAAAUCUCAGCAGAAGGUGCCAAGAUUUAGACAGUUAUGCAUGUCAAAUCUGCCACCUGUUGAUCAUUGGCAAAAAAAUAGCAGCAGCAUUAACUCCUCAAGCAUCAAGAAUGUGGAACCAAAGUUUUAUACAAGUGAUUAUAGUAAUCACAAUAACUGUCACAACUUUCCAAAUGAGAAAUUUAACAAUAAAAAGUCAAAAGCUUCUUCAACAUCGUGUGGUUCAUUGUCAGGAGAAUCCUCUCCUGCAUCCAGUCCAGACAGCCAGUUUAGUGUUGAAUCCUCAGGUUAG